Messenger RNA from Egretta garzetta (little egret), 1119 nucleotides. RefSeq names its product asporin (gene ASPN). The transcript has 7 exons. The record is from RefSeq and is a predicted model, not a curated record. Gene Ontology annotation, molecular function: protein binding. Bases 1 to 1119 code for a protein of 372 amino acids. NCBI's taxonomy places the organism in Eukaryota, Metazoa, Chordata, Aves, Pelecaniformes, Ardeidae.
AUGAAAGAAUACACGCUCCUUCUCUUCUUGGCUUUGUGCUCUGCCAAAUCUCUCACUGGUCCUUCAUAUCUUUCACUAAAGAAUAUGAUGCUCCAAGAUAUGGAAGAUGAUGAUGAUGAUGAUGACUACGAUGACAAUUCUCUAUUUCCAACCACUGAACCAAUUAUACCACUAAUUCCUUUUGAUCUAUUCCCAGUAUGUCCCUUUGGAUGCCAGUGCUAUGUGAGAGUGGUCCAUUGUUCUGACCUAGGUUUGACAUCAAUACCUCGCAACAUUCCACCAGAUACUCGUAUGAUUGACCUUCAAAACAACAAAAUUAAAGAGGUCAAGGAAAACGAUCUCAAAGGACUCACAUCACUUUAUGCACUGGCUUUGAACAACAAUAAAAUAUCCAAGAUCCAUCCAAAAGCCUUUCAACCAACAAAGAAGCUACGACGAUUGUAUUUGUCCCAUAACCAGCUAACUGAGAUUCCAACAAAUCUACCAAAAACUUUAGCAGAGCUCAGAAUUCAUGCAAAUAAGGUGAAGAAAAUCCACAAGGACGUAUUUAAAGGAAUGAAGUCUCUACAUGUUUUAGAAAUGAGUGCAAAUCCUCUAAACAAUGAUGGAAUAGAGCCAGGGGCUUUUGAAGGAGUAAAUAUCUAUCAUAUAAGAAUCGCAGAAGCUAAACUAACUUCAAUUCCUAAAGAAUUGCCCUCCAGCCUACUAGAACUUCACUUAGAUGACAAUAAGAUCACAACGAUCGAACUUGAAGAUUUUAACCGGUAUAAAGACCUUCAAAGGCUAGGCCUUGGGAAUAAUAAAAUCAAAGAUGUGGAAAAUGGAAGCUUUGCCAACAUACCAAGUAUACGUGAAAUCCACCUUGAAAAAAAUAAGCUCAAGAAAGUUCCUCCUGGAUUACCUGAACUGAAAUAUCUUCAGGUAGUCUUCCUUCAUUCUAAUCAUAUUGCAAAACUGGGAGUGAAUGAUUUCUGUCCAACAGGAAGGAGAAAGAAGAAAGCAUUAUACAGUGGCAUAAGCCUCUUCAAUAAUCCCGUAAAGUACCAGGAGAUUCAGCCUUCAACUUUCCGUUGCAUUUUAGCCAGAAACAGUGUGCAACUUGGAAAUUUCCUCAAGUGA